GUCCUGUCUUGUGUGGCUUUUGGACAUGAGUCUGGUAACUGCAUACUGUAUACUGAAUUGAAUUAACAAAGAACAAGCUAGAAAACCGGAUCUCCACAGUCUUAAGACGCACAAGGGCUAUUUGUUAAGCUUAUUGAGUUUAGUAAGAGACACCCACUACUGAACAGUCACAUUUGCAUUUCCUCUUCCGAGCUCAUGAGAACUCAUUUGUGGUCAUGACUGAGUCUCUCGCAGUGCAGAGGCAGAAAGAGACAGAGUAGACAGGCAGGCAGCUGAAGCUACAGAGAGGGAUCUCAAAAGGAAGACUUGUUAGGAACUAGAAGCUAAAAAAAAAGAAAAAGAAAAAGGGAGACAGAGAGAGACUAGCAAAUAACAAAGAAAAGUUUGAUAUGGCUAGGUUGGAUGUUAUAGAGAGGUUUCAUGGUAUUUCCUUUCCUGGACACCUACACACGCAGGAUUCCUUACAAUCUGCUCUUAAUUUUCCAUUUCAGGACACGGAUAUUGUCAUUGUUUCCUAUCCCAAAUCAGGCACCACAUGGAUGCAACAAAUUUUGACACUCAUAUCGAGCAGAGGGGACCCACACUUGUCCCAAACUGUCCCAAACUGGACUCGGGCUCCCUGGCUGGAGCAUUAUUACUUUGCUAUGUUGCUGGAGGCUUCGCCUUUAACACCGAGAGUCAUCACCACACACAUGCCUCAUCAUCUGCUGGGCCCCGCCCUGCAGCGCUCCAAAGCAAAGGUCAUCUAUGUGAGCAGGAACCCUAAAGAUGUGGUGGUGUCCUUUUAUCACUUCCACAAAAUGGCCAACUUCUUCCCUGAGGCUGGCUCGUUUCAAGAGUUUUUAAACAGUUUCCUGGAGGGCACAAUGCAGUACGGCUCCUGGUUUGACCACAUUAAAGGCUGGACCAGUCAGACAGGAAUUAUGAACAAUCUGCUUCACGUCACCUAUGAACAGAUGACGAUGGACCUGCCUGGCACCAUAAAGAAGCUGAGCUCUUACCUGCAGAGUCCCCUGCUGGACCACGAGGUCGACAACUGUGUGAAGCAAUGCAGCUUCAGCAGCAUGAAAGACAACAACAUGUCCAACUACACGCUGAUCACAGAGGACAUACUGGACCACAGCAAGGGCUCCUUCCUGAGAAAAGGUAAGGUUGGAGACUGGAAAAACAUGUUCACCGAGGAGCUGAAUCAAUAUUUCGACGGCGUCUUCAAGUCCAAGAUGGAGGACUGCAAUCUAGAGUUUGUGUGGGAGGAGAAACAUAAAGUGGAGACACAAGCUGAUGAAUAAACCCCACUGAAGAAUACAGGACUGAAAAAAAAGCUGAAUUAAAUUAGAAAUCGUGUAGCGUCCUGUGAGUUGGAUCACAAGUGGACUGUUUUCUCAAAGAUGUAGUUUAAAUUAUUAAAGGCAGAUUUCAAUCAAUGGUGCUUCUCGGGGGAUGAACUUGUCAGGAAUGUGAAAGAGGUGAAACAUUUCCAUCAUUCCUCUCUUCCUGCUGUGCCAGCAGUGAUGCUUACAGGCAACAUUUUGUUGUAUUGAGAUGUGGAUAUAUUUGGUGUAAAUUAAUUUAAUCAAACUUUAUUGAUCACUUGAGAUUGUUUCAACAAAAGAUGAUGUAGCCUUAUCAUUAAAG
This is a messenger RNA of Centropristis striata (black sea bass), 1635 nucleotides long. It is a transcript of the gene sult5a1, whose product is annotated as sulfotransferase family 5A, member 1. Gene Ontology annotation, cellular component: cytoplasm. The transcript has 6 exons. The record is from RefSeq and is a predicted model, not a curated record. Gene Ontology annotation, biological process: sulfation. NCBI's taxonomy places the organism in Eukaryota, Metazoa, Chordata, Actinopteri, Perciformes, Serranidae. Gene Ontology annotation, molecular function: sulfotransferase activity. The coding region runs from base 390 to 1289 and encodes 299 amino acids.